AUGUUAAAUUCAUUUUCUUUUCUUAAUACUUCAAUUUCACAACCUUCCAAUGAAAUAUAUGUUGAAUUAGAAGAACUGGAUACGGAUAACUUUGGUUUUUUAUCUCUACAACAUAAUGCUUAUAUACAAAUUGAAAAAAAUUUUACAGAUCAAACACCUAGAUAUAAUGCAUCUUUAUUAUGUAUUGGGAAUAAGAAUGGUUAUUAUGCUAUAGGAAUUCCUUCAGGAUUUGCUUUUGGAACAACUGAAUCUUUAAGAGAAAGUUUAAAAGGUAAUAUAGUCAAAAAGAUAGUAGAACACAAUCCAUUAUCAAUAAUACAUUUGCAAAAAAAAAUUAUAAAUGUUUCUUUUUGUGCCGAUGAAAAAUAUUUGAUUGUAGUCACUGAGGAAAAUGAAAUUAUGUUUUACUGUACACAAAAAUUGUUUCAAAAGAAUAAUUCUCUUGAGCCAGAAUUUAUAUUUCAAGUUGAAAAUAUUAAGGAUAUUCUUCCCAAUCCAAUAAAUAGCAAUAUGGUUGCAGUAUUGACUUUUUUUGGCAAUCUUCAUUUAAUUAAUUUCUCUCAAAGAAGUAUUUCAGAACCUUUGGUAAAUAAUAUAACUUCAUUUUCAUGGUCUCAAAAAGGUAAACAAAUAGUCUGUGGAACAUCGGAAGGGAAACUGGUUCAAUAUACUCCAGAUGGAUCAUUAAAGGCAGUUAUUAAUAAGCCGAAAUCAUUGAAUGAUGCAUAUUAUGUAAGUUCUAUUUUAUGGUUAGAAAAUCAUGUUUUUUUUGUUGUUUAUAAUGAUUACAAACCUACAGAAGAUUUGAAACAUGACUAUGUAAUUUUUAUAAUUACUAGAGAGCAUAAUGGAAUUAUCACUUAUGGAAAACUUGUAGAUCCUAGUCCACCUUUUGGUUUAACUAGUAGGAUUGAUCAUCAUUUUAUUAGAUAUCUUAAAAAUUGGGAGCCUAACCUAAAAAGCUUUGUUAUUGUUGCAGCAACAGCGAGUGCAGAUGUUGGUAUAGUCGUUCGCAAUAAGGAUGAUUUAAUAUGGAAGACACUGACUAUAUCUAACGAAACUCGUAGAGUUUCUUUACCAUAUUCUAUUUUAAACGAUUGUGAUACUUCUCCUAUUGGUAUUGCACUUGAUUUCACUUUAUCUCAAAAUAUUGAGAAACCAUUAUUUCCAAGUGAAGAACCAAAGGAAGGACCUCCUCUUCCUAUUCUUUAUAUUCUUAAUAAUGAUUACCUUUUAACUGGAUAUUAUGUUCUUUAUGUAGAUGCAAUAAGAGCAGGUAGAACAUAUGAUUUUAUUUGCCCCAUCAAAGGAAAUACAUCUGACAUAUGUUUUAAUCAAAGUGCUGUUGAAACUGCAAAAGAAUUUGGUUUUGGUUUUAAGCCCAUGCUUGUACCAAGUUUGCCUGUUUUAAACUCAAAACCUGUAUUUGAAAAUACACUAAAUUCACAGACAAUUGGGUCAAUAGCUAAUAAUUCUGUUUCUUUCGGUGUUUCUUUCGGAAAACCAGCUUUUGGAGUACCUGUUUUUGGAAAUCCUCUGUUUGGUUCUUCUGAAAAUACAGGUGUCCAGAAUAUAGCAUUUGGGAAAAAAUUUUUUAAUAAUGUAUCUCAAGCUAUUAAACCAUCGUCUUUUGCAUCUUUUGCAUCUUUGAUUAAAUCUGAUAAUGAAUCCCCUUUUGGAAAAUUAGUCCAGAAUUCAUCAGGGACAUCUGAAAAUAAGAUGGAAUCUAUUUUUAGUAAAUCGACACCUUUAUUUUCAUUUUCAGAUUCAUCAAGGUUUCAAAAUGAAGAUGAUAUUGAAGAUGCAUUAGAGAUGAAAAAUGAAAGUAUUUUAGAGGAUAAAAUAGAUUGUAUUUCGAAUAAAGAGUCUGAAACACAUGAUAAUUCUUAUGGAGAAAUUGAGAAAUGUUUUAAUAAUAAUGAAAAGAAUACUUUUAUGAAUAGUCAGCCUCAGUCACUUGAUGCCUCAAGUCUUUCUUCAAAAAUAUCGUCACCUUUUAUUUCUUUUGGAAAAGAACUUUCUUUUUUUUCAGAUUCUAAAGUUCCUAGUUUGUCAUCUUUAACAGUACAGGAAAAAACUCUUUCCGGUUCUUUUUUUGUUGAUCAAGAGAAUCAGAUAAAAAGAGAAAUUGGAAGUUCAGACGCUCGCGUAUCUUUUUCUAGCAGUUCUGGCGUUUUCCGAUUUAAAAAUAAUGAUAAAAUUGAAACAAAAGAAAAAACAGUUACGGGUCUUUUUUUUAAAGAUAAGAAUGAAAAUAUAAGUGAAUUGCAUGAAAACUAUCAGCUUUCUUCUAGAAGUGCGGAUUUACCUGUUCUUUCGGAUAACAUAUCUCAUAAUGAUGUUAUUAAAGAUGAAAAUUAUGAAAAAAAUGAAUUUAAUCAAAAUAAUAAAAAUGAAAUAUUUGGCCAUGAUUUUGAUUUUCCUAAAGAUAAUAAUAAAAAAAAACAACCUUCGUCAUCAGAUUUUUUUCCUGAACAUCUAUUGUCUUUGAAAGGAAAUGUUUCGAAAGAUAGUUUUAAUGUAUCUUCAAACGAAUCUGCUAUUUAUGAUAUUAAUAAGAAUUUACAAUCUCAGGAUAUUUUCAGAAUUACAGAGAAUUUGCACGAAAAUAAUGAAGAAAAACUUGAUACUGCAUCUCCACCCCUAUCGAGUCGAAAUAGAAGUAUUGAUUUCUCAAAUGAUAAUUUACAUAAAAAUCUUAAAGAUAAUUCAGAACAAACAGCAUAUAAUCAUUCAAAAUCACAAGAUUUCAAUGCAUUACUCAAUACAUCUUCUACACUUCUUUCUAAUGAUUUGAAUGCUUUUGAAUUUAAAAAUGAUGAUGAAAUUUCUUUUGAUCUUUCUCAAAUCAAAACUCCAUCGAAGAAUAUUGUUGAUGAAACUCAUGAUGAUACAGCUAAAAGGUCUCCAUUAUUUAAAAAUCAAUAUAUGAUAAAAUUGAAACCAUUACUUUCUAUGAGUGAAGCAUUGAAAGCUCAAAGUAAAGAAAAGGGCCUUUUUAAGGAAAUUGAUAUAAUAUGUAGACAGAUGGAUAAUGAAUUAAAUAUUAUUCAAGAAAAUCUUGAAAGGCUAAGUCUAUUUAUAGAAGAUCAAAAGGAAAAUAAUAGCGUAGAGAAUGAUUCUGUUUGUAUAUUCAGGAGACAUAUUGAAGAAUGGAAGUUAGAAGAAAUUCCACGAAUGGGAAAAAUGAUAUUUGAUUUAUUAAAUGAUAUUUCAAAUUUUCAAAAAAUAGAAGAUACAAAUCUUGAUAUCAUAAAAUCUCUUAAAAAAACCUUUAUUAAAUUAGAAGCAAAACAUAUAGAAGUAUCUAGAUUUAUCAGAGCAAGAACAGAUCAUGAAUUUACACGGAUGAUUAAGGUUCGGCAAUUAGGAUCAGAACACCUUGAAAAUCAAAUAAAAUUACGAAAAAUAUGUCAAAAUGUUGAGAAUUAUUUAUGGAAAGCAGAAGAGGGUUUCGCAUUAUAUAAAGCAAAACUUGCUGGAAAGACUAAUGGUAAUAUUAAAUUGCCUUCCUUAGAAUCAAUUAAAAAAGUUUUGGGAAAAAUUAAUUCUCUAAUUCAGCAAAGUAUGAAUGAAACAAAUAAUCUAGAAUUUGAAUUCAAAAGGCUGAAAACUGACCUUUUUCUAAAAACAAAAGAUAUAAAAAGUAAAACACGCAAAAAUUUAUCUUUUUCGGAAAAUAUGUUGUCUAUUAUUACUGCAGAUAUGUUACGAAAGGAUAAGUUUCUAAUUAUUUUAAAGGAACUAAUGAGAGAAAGAAACCCAUUACAUACAACUAUUUAUGACUAA
This is a messenger RNA of Pneumocystis murina B123, 3789 nucleotides long. RefSeq lists its product as hypothetical. The coding region runs from base 1 to 3789 and encodes 1262 amino acids. Gene Ontology annotation, molecular function: protein binding. NCBI's taxonomy places the organism in Eukaryota, Fungi, Ascomycota, Pneumocystomycetes, Pneumocystales, Pneumocystaceae. The record is from RefSeq and is a predicted model, not a curated record. The transcript is spliced from 15 exons.